GCAUUUUCUUUUGCAUACAUUUCCUCAUCAUUGCAUUUCUAAUUCCUUUCCCCCUUUUUUUUAUUGUUACUUCCAUUUGCCUUGGUUGUGAAGCACUUUGGCUCCACUCCUGUUAUUUUUUCAUGUGCUGCUGUUGAAAUACAUUUGACUUUGACUUGACCAACAGACAAAAAAAAAAGUGCUCUUCUUACUUUCAACUCCAAACUGCCUGGUUGCGCACAGCUGAUCUGAGCGGAGCAUUCAAAUUGAAUCACUUCCACCUGUGCCACAUGUUGGCGACCCCGACGGUGCCAAUUAUCCAAUUACGCGCGCGCGCUCUCGCUCUCUCUCUCUCUCUCUCUCUCUCUCUCUCUCUCUCUGGAGGCCAUAAAACAGGCUCGGCUGAGGCGGCGACCUUCCCCAUAACGGAGAGGAUUUUCAAGUGUUGGAUGAGAAAUGGACGCCGCGCGCGUCAACGGCGAGCCCGUGCACAGUCCGCCGCCGCGGCAGCAGCUGCAGUGCGCGCACGCGGACUGCGGAGCGACGUUCACCAGGCCGUGGAAGCUGAAGGACCACGAGUCGGUGCACACCGGCGCGCGUCCGUGUCAGUGCGCAGUCGCGGGCUGUGGCCGCAGUUUCACGAGGAGGUCUCACCUGAGCCGCCACAUGCUGAAGCACAAAGGGCUCAAAGAGUUCAGGUGCAAAUUCGCGACCUGCUCGAAGACUUUCUUCACCUCGGGCAACCUCAAGAGGCACGUGGGUUACGCCCACGCGGAGAAAAAGAAGUACUUCAAGUGUCACCAGCCGAGCUGCUCCUCGACCUUCACCAAGCGCAGACUCUUCAAACUGCACCUACAGAAGCAUGAGGCGCCUGCUGCGUUCAGGUGUUCAAAGGACGGAUGCGGCGCCACGUUCGCUUCCCACGUCGCCCGCAAAGCCCACGAGAAGAAGCACGCAGGAUACCGCUGCCCACACGCCGACUGCCAGGUGAGCGAACAGACCUGGGGGAAGCUUCAGAAGCACAUGGUCAAACACCCAGCCACCUAUCCAUGCCCAGUGUGCAAGAAGGUGUUCAAGAAGGUGACCUUGCUGCGGAAGCACAAGUGGAUCCACGCGUCCCACAAGCCCGUCCUGGUCUGUCCCCGGGAGGACUGCCAGGCCUACUUCUCCACGACCUUCAACCUGCAGCACCACAUCCGCAAGGUUCACCUGGAGCUGCUCAAGUACAAGUGCUCCUUCCCCGACUGCGCACGCAAGUUCGCCAUGCGGGAGAGUAUGAACCGACAUCUGCUUCACCAUGACCCGAGUGCCACGGCGCUGAAGCAACGCCAUCGUGCCAAGAAAUCCUGGCAGAAGCGCUUGAACGGAAGCCACCGCCCCUUCGUGGAGGAGAACCUGCAGCGCCUCUUCGCCAUGCGCCUGCGCAUCUCCAGACGGGCCAAGGUGGAGACCAACCUGGCGGGCCUCUUCAACGAGCGCAAGAUCCCCCAUUACGUCGACCCCGAGGUCAACCUGCGCAACCUGUUUGGCAUCAAGCAGCCCCGUCCUCUGGAGGAGAAACCCGAGGUCGCACCACCGAGGUUAAAUGGGGAAACGGACGCACCUCCGGUUUGACUUGACGCAUGUUUGCAGGCUUAUUUAAUUUUUUGAGGAAUUGGAAAAUUUGGGUCCCUUUUGGUUUUGUAAUGUAGCUGACAUACAUUAAAAAUAUUUUAAUUUCAAAGUGUUUGAAAGUCAAUUGGCACCUUGAUCAGGAUGUCAAGCUUUAGAGAACUUCAGAUUUGAUUCUUUGUGAAGACAACAGGUCUUCAGUGAGCUGCUUGUUGACCCAAUAAAAUGAGUUACAUUUUUGA
Messenger RNA from Scophthalmus maximus (turbot), 1832 nucleotides. RefSeq names its product P43 5S RNA-binding protein-like (gene 42sp43). NCBI's taxonomy places the organism in Eukaryota, Metazoa, Chordata, Actinopteri, Pleuronectiformes, Scophthalmidae. The coding region runs from base 436 to 1593 and encodes 385 amino acids. The transcript has 9 exons. The record is from RefSeq and is a predicted model, not a curated record. Gene Ontology annotation, cellular component: nucleus.